AGACUUGCCUCGGACAAAAUUUCUAAAUCCGUCCUUAUGGGCAUAGCCAAAACACACUCUCUCUCUCUGAACAGUUUCACUUCAACGUCAGGGUCUUAUCAGAUUCUUCCUCUCUUCUCUCAGACGACGGAAGAGAGAGAGGGAGAGAGAGUGAGUGAUCAGAAGCUGCAAAACAAUGGCGGAGGACAAGGCGUCGACCUCGGUCCCGCUGAGUCAGGCCGACAUUGACAUCUCCGGCGACGAUCCCGAGGACCCCGUCAAGGCCUCUCCUUCCUCCCCGAAUUCAUCCACUCGCAAGGCUUGCUGCUAUGUUCUUCAAAGUUGGAUCUCAAAGAAGUUCAUGACUGGAUGUGUUGUCCUUUUCCCUGUUGGUGUUACCCUUUUCAUUACAUGGUGGUUCAUUCAGUUUGUUGAUGGUUUCUUCAGUCCUAUGUAUGAGCAGCUCGGCAUUGACAUAUUUGGACUUGGCUUUAUCACAUCUCUGGUAUUUGUAUUCCUCGUGGGAAUUUUUGUUUCAUCAUGGCUCGGUGCCACAGUUUUCUGGUUUGGUGAAUGGUUUAUAAAGCGAAUGCCAUUUGUUAAGCACAUUUAUUCAGCCUCCAAACAAAUCAGUGCUGCUAUUUCUCCAGACCAGAACACGACUGCUUUUAAGGAGGUUGCAAUUAUUCGCCAUCCUCGUGUCGGUGAAUAUGCCUUCGGUUUCAUAACAUCUACUGUUGUCCUACAGAAGGACAAUGAGGAUGAAGAGUUAUGCAGCGUGUUUGUCCCGACAAACCAUUUAUACUUAGGAGACAUAUUUCUCGUGAACUCCAGAGAAAUCAUCAGACCAAAUUUAUCUAUCCGAGAAGGCAUUGAGAUCAUUGUGUCGGGAGGGAUGACAAUGCCGCAGACGAUUUCUCAUCAAGAGAGAGUGCCUCAAAAGGCCGAGAGCAUACAUAUGAACAGAAUAUAGGAUGGCUUUGUGUAUGGAGAGGAUUGCUUUAGUCUUUAGGGACUACUUUGGCCUCUCCCGGGAGUGAAAUUAGAGUAGUAAUCAGAAUUUAGCACUAGCAGAAUAUACACACACACACAUAUAUAUAUAUAUAUCUGUUUUAAAUUUAAUGCACUUUUAUGUCAUGGGGGAGGGAGAUUGUAUUUCUUUUUAUCAUUAUAUAUAUUUUUAUAUAUAUGCAUUUGAUUUUCUUAGAGUGAAAUGUUGCUUCGAAUA
Punica granatum (pomegranate) is the source of this 1207-nucleotide messenger RNA. The record is from RefSeq and is a predicted model, not a curated record. NCBI's taxonomy places the organism in Eukaryota, Viridiplantae, Streptophyta, Magnoliopsida, Myrtales, Lythraceae.